GUGCAUUUUAAACUCUUAUAUCCUGUGUUUUGACUUUUGACUUCUUUUGUAAUAAAUCAUUAGUUUUCCAUCAAGCUUAGGGGACAAAAUAGGCAGCUCAAUGGCCAUUUGACCACCAUAAUAGAAGUGAAAUUGCAAGAUAUGUGUCAUUCAGUGGCCAUCAGGUGACUCCAAUGAUGUGUUUAGUAUUUCUUCCAUGGAAACCAUUGCCUUGUGUGACAAUGCGAAGCCUGGGGAUACAUCUGUGUCUAUGUGGAUAAUACUACAUUUCAUGCUGUCUUCCGUACACUCAGUAAAAACAAAUCAAAGUUGCAUACUAAUGUCUAAAAUAGAACAACAACGGCAGAAGAGAGCAUCAUUAAUAAGAUAUGCAUUUGAUUAAGCUUCAUGUGUGUAAUUCACCUUGUAUGUAAUCUUUCUUAAUUCAUAACCUCAGUUUGUCAAUAAGAUAUGUUUUUGUCUUCUGCUUAACCAGCAAAUGUUCUGGGAUGCUCAAACUGCCAAAAAGGGUUUAGCUAAGGGGUAUGAGCAGCUAGCAAUUUGGGUUGGAGAUGCUGAAAUGGGGUGUGAAAAUUUGCAAACAGAACUUGAAAGUGAUUCCGAAUGGGAACUUUGUAAAUAAUUAGUGAAGAGGUUGCUGCUCAAUGUAACUGGAUUGAUCUCCAGGGCUCUUGCUUGUGCGGGCAAAAUCAACGUACCAUGAAUAAUAAAAAAUGGUGGGUUAU
Molecule: messenger RNA, 725 nt
Organism: Rubroshorea leprosula
Lineage: Eukaryota; Viridiplantae; Streptophyta; Magnoliopsida; Malvales; Dipterocarpaceae
Source: the annotation of a GenBank genome assembly